This is a messenger RNA of Pelobates cultripes (western spadefoot toad), 1071 nucleotides long. The record is from the annotation of a GenBank genome assembly. Lineage: Eukaryota; Metazoa; Chordata; Amphibia; Anura; Pelobatidae.
AACAUGUCAUGGGGGAAAUGAAUCAAAGCCAUGUCGAAUUUUUACUAGAAGGAUUUUUCCAUCUUGACCAGUACCAGGUGUGUCUGUUUUUGUUGUUUCUCACUGCCUACCUUCUGACUCUUACUGGGAACAUGCUCAUCAUCUUGAUUGUACACUACUAUGAUCAGCUUCAUAGUCCUAUGUAUUUCUUCAUCACUAUCCUGUCCAUACUGGAGAUAUGGUACAUUUCUACCACCGUACCUAAGCUUCUCACUGUUAUGGUGACAAAUGACACUAGAAUUUCCUUCCAGUGGUGCUUUGCUCAAUUGUAUUUAUUCCAUAGUUUGGGUAUCACAGAGUGCAACUUGUUGGCUGUCAUGGCCUUUGACCGAUGUAUGGCAAUAUGUAACCCUCUGAGGUACACCACCAUAAUGAGUGUAAAAAUGUGUAGACGUCUAGCUUCGGUGUGUUGGUGCUGUGGGUUUAUGAUGGCAUGCAUUCCUAUUACACUUACUGCAAGAGUGUCCUUCUGUGGACCUUACCAUCUGAAACACUACUUCUGUGAUCUAGCACCACUUUUACGGCUGGCUUGUAUAGAGACUCCCUUGACUGAGUCUGUCAACCGUUUUGUUGGAGGCUUUGCAACAUUGUUCAACCUUUUAAUUGUAAUAAUCAUGUAUUUAAGUAUUAUAGCAGCCAUUAUCAAGAUCAAGUCCAACACGGGUCGAAGUAAGGCUUUCUCCACCUGCUCCUCACACCUCAUUGUAGUGACACUUUUUUAUAGUUCUUCUUGCAUUGUGUAUGCCAGCCCAAAAGGUUCACGUCCGGCAGUCUAUGACAAGAUGCUUGCCCUCGUAUAUGCCAUGUUUACCCCCCUUUUCAAUCCAAUCAUAUACAGCUUUAGGAAUAAGGCAGUAAAGGAAGCCAUGAAGAAUGGAAUCCAGAGAUUUCAAAGUGAAAUGAGGUGUAUAAAAGUGCAGGUCCCUAAACCACUGACAUUAAAAUGAACUGAGAGAAAUGUAUUUUUCAAGGAAAUAGAAACAUAGAAUUCUAUAAUUGGACACAUAUGGAUGUGAAAUGGUCAAUCUGUUC